This is a messenger RNA of Rattus rattus (black rat), 2876 nucleotides long. It is a transcript of the gene Pcid2, whose product is annotated as PCI domain containing 2. The transcript has 14 exons. Lineage: Eukaryota; Metazoa; Chordata; Mammalia; Rodentia; Muridae. Gene Ontology annotation, biological process: poly(A)+ mRNA export from nucleus; post-transcriptional tethering of RNA polymerase II gene DNA at nuclear periphery; transcription elongation by RNA polymerase II. Gene Ontology annotation, cellular component: transcription export complex 2. Gene Ontology annotation, molecular function: double-stranded DNA binding; RNA binding. The record is from RefSeq and is a predicted model, not a curated record. The coding region runs from base 621 to 1820 and encodes 399 amino acids.
CCGGCGAAGACUUGAGUGGAUGAAAGCACCCCACAACCUUGCCUCUGGGGCCACCUCACAUCCUAGGGCUCAGGAACGCCCUGUGCGGUGGCACGUAGAGGGUGGGAUGGGGGGCGGAAUGCUCUACACCCAUUGAUCUGGGGUGCCCCUGUAAGGAGUAUCUGUGGGAGGACUCAGGAAAACAUCCCGCGAGGGCUAGGAGUGCGCGGGACGUCUUCCCAGUGCGAUCUGGACUUUUGCUCUGUUUGCUCCAGGCUGUGAGAGCCAGGAGCACCUCUGCACACUGAGGGUUGGGGUGCGGGUCACCAUAAUCGGGGAAGGGGUGAGGGGUACGAGGAAUCGGGUCACUAGCACACAGACGUGACCAGGGACGCAGGGACACGUUUCCAAGUCGGUUGGGAUUCCUCCACGUCAGUCCCCGUCCUCGCGCGCGCGCCCCCGCCGGACCUGUGGCGUCCCAGUGAUUGCACUGACAGCUACCCAAAAGAAGUGCUCGCGCCAGCUCUGCUCGGCUUGCGCCACCCGCUCCGGAACCAAAGUGCGGAGGGUACAGUGUGGGGACAAGGAGGGUAGACGGACCUGCGCCGGAAGUGAGGCACUUAGCGCCCGCGGCUGCUGCUAUGGCGCACAUCACCAUUAACCAGUACCUGCAGCAGGUAUAUGAAGCCAUUGACACCAGAGAUGGAGCGUCCUGUGCAGAGCUGGUGUCCUUCAAGCACCCUCAUGUCGCAAACCCACGGCUCCAGAUGGCCUCUCCAGAAGAGAAAUGCCAGCAAGUUUUGGAGCCCCCUUAUGAUGAAAUGUUUGCGGCUCAUUUAAGGUGUACCUACGCUGUGGGGAAUCACGACUUCAUAGAGGCGUACAAAUGCCAGACGGUGAUAGUCCAAUCAUUCCUUCGGGCGUUCCAGGCUCACAAAGAAGAAAACUGGGCUCUGCCUGUCAUGUACGCAGUAGCACUUGACCUCCGCGUGUUUGCCAAUAAUGCAGAUCAGCAGUUGGUAAAGAAGGGGAAGAGCAAAGUUGGAGACAUGCUGGAAAAGGCCGCCGAGCUCCUGAUGAGCUGCUUCCGAGUCUGCGCCAGUGACACCCGCGCUGGCAUAGAGGACUCUAAGAAGUGGGGGAUGCUGUUCCUGGUGAACCAGCUAUUUAAAAUCUACUUCAAGAUCAACAAACUCCAUUUGUGUAAACCUCUUAUCAGAGCCAUCGACAGCUCGAAUCUGAAAGACGACUAUAGCACGGCACAGAGGGUCACAUACAAGUACUAUGUGGGGCGCAAGGCCAUGUUCGACAGUGACUUCAAGCAAGCUGAGGAGUACCUGUCGUUUGCCUUUGAGCACUGCCAUCGCUCCAGCCAGAAGAACAAGAGGAUGAUUCUGAUCUACCUGCUGCCAGUGAAGAUGCUGCUGGGUCACAUGCCGACCAUCGAGCUCCUGAGGAAGUACCACCUGAUGCAGUUCUCAGAAGUGACCAGAGCUGUCAGUGAGGGCAAUCUGCUGCUGCUCAAUGAGGCGCUGGCAAAGCACGAGACUUUCUUCAUCCGCUGUGGCAUCUUCCUCAUCCUGGAGAAGCUGAAGAUCAUCACUUACAGGAACCUCUUCAAGAAAGUAUAUUUGCUACUCAAAACACAUCAGCUGUCUCUAGAUGCCUUUCUGGUUGCUUUGAAGUUCAUGCACGUGGAAGAUGUGGACAUUGAUGAAGUCCAGUGCAUUCUGGCCAACUUGAUACACAUGGGUCACAUUAAAGGUUACAUCUCCCAUCAGCAUCAGAAACUGGUCGUCAGCAAGCAGAACCCUUUCCCUCCGCUGUCCACGGUGUGCUGAGGCCCAGGCCCUGCAGGUGGAGAGCUCCUUCUGCAGCUGUCCUCUGUAGCUCAAGUCUCCGGGGCUUCCCCAGCCCCCGAGGCAGCUGCCAGCACCUGAGGGACUCACCGUGUUCCCAUUGUCCUAAUUCACGCCAGCCUCGCUAAGACCUGGAAUUCUCUUUCAGGACGGACAAACAGCCUGCUGCUGGCCUUCGGUGCCUGCGAACUUCUGGGAAGGAAACAGCUAUGCUUCCGUUUUAUGUUGUUUAUGGAGCUGUCUUUGUAACACUUUGUAGUGUUUUCUUUCUUUCCUUCUUUCUCUCUUCCUUUUUAAGAACAGGUAAUCCACAUUUAUACAGCGGGCGGGCGCCUUCUUGUGUGUUAAGUGAUGUAUCUAUUUUCAUAUGCGAAAUGUCAGCAUUUUGUGAGCUCAAAAUGCUUAGUUAACUUGAGGCUUCUUUUUAGAAAGUAGAAUUUAGGGGGCGGAGCGGUGGUUCAGUCACGAACAGCUGCUGCUGUGCCAGAGGGCGUGUGUUUGCUUCCUAGCACUCACGUGGCGGCUCACAGCCAGCUAACUCCAGUCCUAGGAACCCAUUGCUUUUGGCCUCCAUGGGCUCCUGCACAUGUGUGUACAUAAGCUCACUCGGGCAAACGGGCAAACGUAAGCAAAUACGUCUUCUUAAAGAAAAGCAGAAUUUAGUCUGAUGUAAAUUUUUCAGCUCUCUGCUCAUUUUCCUAUGGUUCUGAAGGCUAUGGGACUAAGGCAAGGCCUGACUGUUGGGCUCUGGUCAGGGGCCCAACCAGUAGCGUUGUCUGCGCUACUGUUGCUUGUCCUCAGCCUCUCUUCCUUUUCCUACAGCCUCUGUGCUGCCAGGCCCUCACUCUGCAGCUACGUCCAGCUUAACACCUUCCAGAAACUCUGUCUCUAGGCAGUUGGCCUGGACAGGGCUUCAGCAAAAGGUUCUGGGCACAAAACAUCCUGCAGUACUGGAGACGUACUGCUGCUGCUUUCUCCUUCCUCUUCUUCCUCCUCUUCCUCCUUUUCUUUUUUUUAAUAAAUAGUUUAUUUAUUUUA